GCGAUUCAUCUCCAUCUUUAUCUUAAGUAAAAAAAUUCUCUUCAAUCUCAUAUUCUGGCAGAAAGUUAGGGGUUCUUCGGAGAAGAUUUGGUCUGCAAUUUUGGAAUAUUUCUGCAUCGCCGUAGGAUGAAAAUCUGAUGUAAACAAGAAUAUAUUGACAAGGAAUGGAAAAAGAACCAUUUCUUUUUCGAUUUGAACCCUAACAGUUUCAUUUUGGGCGGAAUGAAAUCAAAAGAAAAUCCUCUUGGGCGGGUUUAUUCCCGCUUGGUGUUCUUGAACAACUAUAAUUUCAACCCUAACAUCUAUUCAGAGAUGUGAAGAGAUAUCUCUUUUUUGGGGGAUUAUUAUUUCAGAGAUCAAAAACAUCCAAGAUGACUGGAGGGAGUACGACCACUUCUUUUUUCGAGGGAAUGCAGCCCCACAUUGAACUGGCCUCCCUCUCCUCCUAGACAUAGCCCCAUAGUAUCCAAAUCAUCAAGUCAUGGUGAAUAUAGUUUAGGGAGCCAACCGGAUGGAACUGUGUUAACCCAUGGAUCAGACUAUGCUCUUAAUUCACAAGAUAAUGAAAUUGAGAACAUUCAUGAAAACAAUAAUGAUGGUUCAUUACUUGCUCUAGUUUUGGUUUUUCCAACCUAGAUGAGCGUUUUCCAGUAUUCUUUAAUGAGUAUGGGAAUGGGCCAGCACAAGGUGUACCCAUAAGGUGGUUUCAGCAAAAAAACCUAGAAGGUGGCUUGAAAAGGAAAAGGAAAGUCCCACUGGUGAGAUAUAUAGGCCAGACGUGUUUAUGAAGACGUAUAAAGUUACCCCAGAUGAUAAUCCCUCAUCUUCUAAAUCACUGGCAGCUGCAAAACUAGCAUUUGUGAAGGAGGCAUAUGAUAAAGAUCCUUCAACACAAAAGUAUUUGGGCACCGACGUUGUUUUCAAGAUAUUUGGUGCUGAUCGAAAAAGAUACGUACGCGGAAUGGGUGCUGGUGUUUCUAAAUCUCAGUUUCUUGCUUCUGAGUUUAUGAAGGCCAAGUUGCAGGAAGAGAAGCACACUGUGUGGAAAGAGAAGCACAAUGUGUGGAAAGAGAAGCAGAAAACCGAAGCUUUGAAUGCACAGUAGGACGCUGAAAGACAGAAAAACAAUACUGGAAUACAUCAUCAGAUCUCUAAUAACUCUUAGUAAUGUAUAGUCAGAUCGUAAUAUUAACAGCAUGAUAUGUUAAACUGACUGUGUUGUUACAUAUAAAGGAUAUUGGGAUGCCAGAAGCUCUCUUGUCGUUUGGUCUUCGCUUUUUGAGGAACUUGAGGAAAAAGCCAGUUGAUUGAUGACAAUUAUGAUUGCAUGCUUAGAGGAAAUUAUUUUGCCAAGUGCAAUGUUGUGCGACAGAGAUGAUGUUGUACCUCGAGAUGUUAAAAUGUGUGAGUUUAUUAAGUGGCCAAAGGCCUAUGUGACUCCCAUAGGAGUGCGAUCAAGAUAAAAGUGUCGAUGACAGUAGAUUGAUUAUUUUUUAAUUUUCAAUAUGUAAGUAGGGGUUGCUAGGAUGUCUACCGAUUUGUAUUCCAAUAUUCUAUUUUCUUAAAAGAAAUAAUUAAUAAAGUUAAUUUUAGGUUC
Papaver somniferum (opium poppy) is the source of this 1597-nucleotide messenger RNA. RefSeq lists its product as uncharacterized. Bases 785 to 1105 code for a protein of 106 amino acids. The record is from RefSeq and is a predicted model, not a curated record. The transcript has 6 exons. Lineage: Eukaryota; Viridiplantae; Streptophyta; Magnoliopsida; Ranunculales; Papaveraceae.